Cornus florida is the source of this 792-nucleotide messenger RNA. RefSeq lists its product as uncharacterized. The record is from RefSeq and is a predicted model, not a curated record. Lineage: Eukaryota; Viridiplantae; Streptophyta; Magnoliopsida; Cornales; Cornaceae. The transcript has 4 exons. Bases 238 to 507 code for a protein of 89 amino acids. Gene Ontology annotation, cellular component: mitochondrion.
UUCAAGUUUUUCUUCUAAGUAAUUUAUGUAUUUUGACCAGAAUCAAUCAAUAAUAAUUCGAAUUCAAUUAAAAUAUAUGCAUCUUUUUAUCAUAUGGUCCACGUUGUAGAACCAUGGACCAUAUAGUAGUUUCAGACCCGAUAAAAUCGACAAAGGGAAGGGAACUCGUCAAUCGACCGACCGACCGCCGUAGCCCUUGUCGGAACCCUGGCGUAUUGGAAUUCUUGAGUAGAGGAAAUGCAUCCACCUUUAACGAUACAUAGGCAUCCAAUGUGUGCCGAAAUUAUUGAGCAGUUCCAGAAGUGUCAUUUGGAUCAUCCUAUUGCAAAAUUCUUUGGCGAAUGCACUGACCUCAAGAUAAAGCUUGACCGUUGUUUCCGGCAGGAAAAAGCUUUGAAGCGGAAGGCGAACUUUGAAGAUAGUAAAAAACUGAAAGAGAGGCUUCGAGUUUACAGGAAGGAAAGUUCUGAGAGAAGAACUGAAGAAAAGAGCGUCAUGCAAGCUUAAUGAUGAAGUAAGUUGGUGUUUGAAAAUCAUUCUUAAGUUAGAAGUUCACAUAAAGACGUGCAUCAAACCCAACAAAAUUCAAGGAUAGUGGGCAAUGCAUUAAAAAUUAUACUGCGACUAUAGACCAUGCAAUAUUUUUGGGAUGCAACCAAUUUCAUGCUGCACUUUAUUAUUCUGUUGAUAUGUUCCCCACUAUAUUAAUAAACUUGUGAGACAUUUAACUUUUAUAAUUGUAAGCACGAUUUAGUCACCAAGUAGAUUUGAAAUAACCAAUUUUUGAUGUGA